This is a messenger RNA of Pocillopora verrucosa, 8212 nucleotides long. NCBI's taxonomy places the organism in Eukaryota, Metazoa, Cnidaria, Anthozoa, Scleractinia, Pocilloporidae. The record is from RefSeq and is a predicted model, not a curated record.
ACUGUCUCUACUGGUAAAGCUACCGCACCGAUAGCGUAGGAUGAAAUUCAAAGCAUUAAUCUGCUUGGUUUGCCUAUAUUAUAGGAUAUCUUUAGCGACUUCUCCAAGGAUUUUAUACGCAAACCGGAGAGACAUCAGAAUAGUACGACAAAAUGAAAAGAACCAAAAUGAAACUAUCGUAGCUGUUGGUCUUUUGAAUGCUAUCGCGGUGGAUUUCAGCUACGAAGAUGGAUACAUAUUUUGGACGGAUGUCAGGGCUAAGAAAAUCAAACGAAUUCUUAUGACGGGAAGUCCUAACUCAAGAAAAGUUGAAGAUGUUAUAUCUGUGGGUUUGAAAAGGCCCGAAGGAUUAGCCGUAGAUUGGGUAGGAAAAAAGUUGUAUUGGACUGAUCGUAGAGAUCCUGACGGGGAAACGAACAGAAUAGAAGUUGCAAAUUUUGAUGGAUCCUAUCGCAAAGUUCUCUUGUGGAAAGACUUGGGUCUUCCAAGGGCGAUUGCGGUGGAUCCACUCAAGGGGUUCAUGUUUUGGACAGAUUGGGGUAAAGAACCCAAGAUAGAGAGAGCUGAAAUGGAUGGCUCUAAUCGUUCCGUAAUUGUCAGACAAAACAUUCGUCGGCCCAAUGGGCUCACAAUAGACUACAGUGCAGAGAAAAUUUACUGGACAGAUGCAAAAUUGUUUUAUAUAGCUAAAGCUAAUUUUGAUGGUUCAAACCGGGAGAGAAUAUUUAAAACUCCAAGUCAAUGUAUUUUGGCAAAUCAAGCUCAUCCAUUUGCUUUGACGUUAUAUGAAAACAAAAUUUAUUGGACAGAUUGGACUUCUAGAGGGAUACAUUCUGCAAAUAAAAACAGUGGGAUGCGGUGUCAAAUGGUCUGGUCAACUACUUAUAAACCCAUGGAUAUACAUGCAUAUGAACCAAAAAAACAGCUGGUACCAAGGCCAGGUCAAAAUCCUUGUAAUUCUACUCUCAAUGGAGGGUGCACCCAUCUUUGUCUGUUGAAUACCCAUGGCCGCUCUUGUGCUUGCCCAACUGGUGUGAAGCUUUUGCCUGAUGGAAGAACAUGUGAAAAAGGCCCUUUCCAUUUUCUAUUGCUGGCAAGAAAAGGGGACCUGCGGCGUAUAUCACUCGAUACACCUGAUCUCACAGAUGUCGUUUUACCAUUGUCUGGAAUCAGUCAUGCAGUGGCAAUUGAUUUUGAUCCAGUGGAUAGAUAUGUUUACUGGAGUGAUGAUAAAAAACUUGAGAUUAAAAGAUGCCGGUUGAAUGGAGAAGAUGUUCAGGUAGUAGUAAGGAGUGAGCUGAAAAAUCCUGAUGGUAUUGCUGUUGACUGGGUGGCACAGAACUUGUACUGGACAGACACAGGCACUAAUAGAAUUGAAGUCAGCAGACUAAACGGCUCUGCUAGGAGAGUUCUUAUUGAUGAAAAUCUUGAUGAACCAAGAGCAAUAGCAUUGGAUCCAACUAAAGGGUACAUGUACUGGACUGAUUGGGGAAAACACCCAAAGAUUGAGAGAGCAGAGCUUGAUGGGAGUCAGAGAGUCAUCUUAGUGAAUUCCUCGGUCGCGUGGCCAAAUGGCCUCACCAUUGAUUAUCUUAAGCAAAAGAUUUACUGGGCUGAUGCAAAGGAUGACAAGAUAGAAGUCAUGAACUUCGAUGGGAGUGCCCGCCGUAUUAUUUUAGAUAAAAAAUUGCCUCAUGUGUUUGGCUUUACUGUGCUUGGGGAUCAUCUUUAUUGGACGGACUGGCAGAAGAGGUCAAUAGAGAGUGUGAACAAAAGAACUGGUGAAGACAGAAGAGUACUGAUUGACAGCCUACCCCAUCUUAUGGGACUAAAAGCUGUAAACCUUAAUCUCUCCUAUGGUUCCAAUGCCUGUCAGCGCAAAAAUGGAGGCUGUAGUCAUUUGUGUUUAUACAGGCCAUCAGGACCCAAAUGUGAAUGCCCAACAGGAAUGGAGCUUCUUUCUGACAAGAAGACUUGUAUAUCGACUUCUCCAAGGAUUUUAUACGCAAACCGGAGAGACAUCAGAAUAGUACGACCAAAUCAAAAGAACCAAAAUGAAACUAUCGUAGUUGUUGGUCUUUUGAAUGCUAUCGCUGUAGAUUUCAGCUACGAAGAUGGAUACAUAUUUUGGACGGAUGUCAACGAUGAGAAAAUCAAACGAAUUCGUAUGACGGAAAGUUCUAACUCAAGAAAAGUUGAAGAUGUUAUAUCUUUGGGUUUGAAAAAGCCCGAAGGAUUAGCCGUAGAUUGGGUAGGAAAAAAGUUGUAUUGGACUAAUUGUGGAGAUUCUGACUGGGAAACAAACAGAAUCGAAGUUGCAAAUUUUGAUGGAUCCUAUCGCAAAGUUCUUUUCUGGAAAGACUUGGGUCUUCCAAGGGCGAUUGCAGUGGAUCCACUCAAGGGGUUCAUGUUUUGGACAGAUUGGGGUGAAGAACCCAAGAUAGAGAGAGCUGAAAUGGAUGGCUCUAAUCGUUCUGUAAUUGUCAGACAAGACAUUCAUUGGCCCAAUGGGCUCACAAUAGACUACAGUGCAGAGAAAAUUUACUGGACAGAUGCAAAAUUGUUUUAUAUAGCUAAAGCUAAUUUUGAUGGUUCAAACCGGGAGAGAAUAUUUAAAACUCCAAGUCAAUGUAUUUUGGCAAAUCAAGCUCAUCCAUUUGCUUUGACAUUAUAUGAAAACAAAAUUUAUUGGACAGAUUGGACUACUAGAGGAAUACAUUCUGCAAAUAAAAACAGUGGGAUGCGGUGUCAAAUGGUCUGGUCAACUACUUAUGUACCCAUGGAUAUACAUGCAUAUGAACCAAAAAAACAGUUGCCAAGGCCAGGUCAAAAUCCUUGCAAUUCUACUCUCAAUGGAGGGUGCACCCAUCUUUGUCUGUUGAAUACACAUGGUCGCUCUUGUGCAUGCCCAACUGGUGUGAAGCUUUUGUCUGAUGGAAGAACAUGUGAAAAAGGUCCUUUCCAUUUUCUAUUGCUGGCAAGAAAAGGGGACCUGCGGCGUAUAUCACUUGAUACACCUGAUCUCACAGAUGUUGUUUUACCAGUGUUGGGAAUCAGUCAUGCAGUUGCAAUCGAUUUUGAUCCAGUGGAUAGAUAUGUUUACUGGAGUGAUGAUAAAAAACUUGAGAUUAAAAGAUGCCGGUUGAAUGGAGAAGAUGUUCAGGUAGUAGUAAGGAGUGAGCUGAAACAUCCUGAUGGUAUUGCUGUUGACUGGGUAGCACGGAACUUGUACUGGACAGACACAGGCACUAAUAGAAUUGAAGUCAGCAGACUAAACGGCUCUGCUAGGAGAGUUCUUAUUGAUGAAAAUCUUGAUGAACCAAGAGCAAUAGCAUUGGAUCCUACUAGAGGGUACAUGUACUGGACUGAUUGGGGAAGACACCCAAAGAUUGAGAGAGCAGAGCUUGAUGGGAGUCAUAGAGUCAUCUUAGUGAAUUCCUCGGUCGCGUGGCCAAAUGGCCUUGCCAUUGAUUAUCUGAAGCAAAAGAUUUACUGGGCUGAUGCAAGGAAUGACAAGAUAGAAGUCAUGAACUUCGAUGGGAGUGCCCGCCGUAUUAUUUUAGAUAAAAAAUUGCCUCAUGUGUUUGGUUUUACUGUGCUUGGGGAUAAUCUUUAUUGGACGGACUGGCAGAAGAGGUCAAUAGAGAGUGUGAACAAAAGAACUGGUGAAGACAGAAGAGUAAUCAUUGACAGCCUACCUGAUCUUAUGGGACUAAAAGCUGUAAACCUUAAUCUAUCCUAUGGUUCCAAUGCCUGUCAGCGAAAAAAUGGAGGCUGUAGUCAUUUGUGUUUAUACAAGCCAUCAGGACCCAAAUGUGAAUGCCCAACAGGAAUGGAGCUUCUUUCUGACGAGAAGACUUGUAUAUUACCAGAAGCUUUUCUUUUGUUUUCAAAUGCUGAUGAUAUCAGGAGAAUUUCUUUGGAAACCAACAAUGGUGUUGUCAUUCCAUUGGUUGGCAUUAAGGAAGCAAACGCUCUUGAUUUCAGUGUUCAUGACAUGCAGAUUUAUUGGUCAGAUUUGACCCUUAAGACUAUUAGUCGAGCAUUUCUGAAUGGUAGCAAUGUACAGCAUUUGAUUGCUGUAGACCUGUCCUACCCUGAUGGCUUGGCUGUGGACUGGAUUGCCAAGAAUCUUUACUGGACAGAUUCAAAGCUCCAGAGAAUAGAGUUGUCACGACUGGAUGGCCGGCAUAGGAAAAUGCUGAUUUGGAAGGAUUUGUGGGAACCACGAGAACUGACUCUUGAUCCUGUGUCUGGGCAUAUGUACUGGGCAAACGGUGGAUGGUACCCAAAGAUAGAGAGAGCAGACCUGGAUGGUUCUAACAGACAGACUAUCGUCCCAAAUGUCACUCGUCCAACUGGGUUGACAAUUGAUUUUUCUGCGGAAAUGAUAUUUUGGGUUGAUACCGAGAACAAGGUGAUUGAGUGUGCAAAUUUAAAUGGUUCAAACAGACAGGUGAUUGCAUCAGAGCUUCCCAAACCAUUUGCUUUGACCCAGUACAAGGAUUACAUCUAUUGGACAGAUCAGAAACUCAGCUCAAUCUACCGCGCCAACAAAACGAAUGGAAUGGAGAGGACUCAGAUCAAGGGCAACAUAGAAUUUACUAUCAUGGAUAUCUUGGUUUUUCAUGGCAGCAGACAGGAAGGUUCCAAUCUCUGUGCCUUCAGGAAUGGAGGAUGUAGUCACCUGUGUCUGGCUAAACCUGGGAAGAGAAAAGAGUGUUCCUGUCCUACACACUAUACCUUAUCCAUGAUUGACAAUAAAACUUGCUUAGCCCCCCGUGUUUUCAUGCUUUACAGCACCAAAACAGACAUUCGACGAAUCCUGUUCGAUUCAUCCGAUAACCUUGAUGUAGUUUUACCUGUCCGUGGUCUGUCAAAUGUUCAGGCCGUUGAUUUUGAUAUUAACAGCCAUCGUCUCUUCUGGAUCGAAGACUUCCGCAUUAAAUUUGCAUAUCAAAACGGCUCCAGUGGGGACAAGGUCAUAAACCUUGAUCCAGAGGCGUCUCCAUAUGACUUGGCCAUUGACCCGUAUGCAAAGCAAUUGUUUUGGACGGACUCUGUUACUAACAGUAUCAAUGUGUACAGUUUAAGAAACAAUACCAACCUGGGAGAAGUGUUUAAGAAAGACGGUGUUUCUCCUCGGUCAAUUGUGCUCUAUCCUGAGAAAGGGCUUAUGUACUUCACCAAUGUCAAUCCAAAGACCAAGGGUAUCAUGAAGGUGCCAAUGGCUGGGGCAGACAAGGUACAACUUUCUGUUGACAAUCUGCUUCUGUUCAGUGCUGACUCUCCGGGAGACUUAGCAGUGGAUAAGGAAGGCAAGAAACUUUACUGGACUGACACGGAACUGAAGAAGAUUGAAUAUGGCGACCUGGAAGGGACCAACAGAGCCACGCUGGUGGAGAGACAUGUCUUGGAUCCCGUUGGCCUGGCAGUUUAUGGGAAUCAUGUUUACUGGAUCGACCAGGAGUCGCGCUGGCUCAAGAAAAUUGAAAAGAUCGGUGAAAUGGAAGAAGACCUUGGCAGCACGGUGCAAGCCUCUAUCAAUGGUUUGACAGAUAUGAUUGUGGUUGAUAUGAGGAAGUCAACAGCUCACCAUCCUUGUACUAGAAACCAUUGUUCACACAUCUGUUUGGUCGGUGAUCACAACAAAGCUCAGUGUUCCUGCCCUAUGGACAUGAUCCUAACUGAGGACAAUUCAACUUGCGGACCUCCAAGGGAAUGCCCGCCAAACGCGUUUUCCUGUCCAAGCGGACCUUGCUUAUUAGAAAGUUGGGUUUGUGAUGGUAAUCCAGACUGUGAGCCUGAUGGUGCCGAUGAAAAGAAUUGUUCUCCUUGCGGCGAUGACCAAUUCGCCUGCCGCACUGGAGGUCAGUGUAUCGAUAUGAAGAAGGUGAAUGACGGUGUGGGGGAUUGCCUUGACGACUCGGACGAGUCUGAUUGCUCACGGAAAUGCUCAAAGCUUGAGUUUGGAUGCCAUGAUGACGACUGUUCGUGUAUCGCUUCGGACUGGGAAUGCGAUGGAACAGUAGACUGUCCUAAUAAUAGAGAUGAAAUGGAUUGCGAUGUUACUCCAGUGAAUGGCACAGACAAGGUACCUAAUCCUCUGCACCAUUCAAAUCUCAGUGGUAAAAUGGUGGCAGUCAUUGUGGCGUCAAUCAUCGUGGGUGUCAUUUUCCUCACUGUCGCUGUACUCAUCUGUCGCAGGCUUAAGCACGGCCCAGACUGUGACGUAAGUCACGAUAUUGGAUUAGUCGUGACUCCAGUUCUCCAUCCUAGGCCUUCCUCGUCAGCAUCGUCAUCAUCGUCGACGUCAUCUCGGCAUGACAUGUUUGUGACAGCACCUUUACGAAAAGGUCCCGGAUCAGCGGGCUCAUCGCAUAAGCGCUCGAAAUCAAACGGAACGGCGCCGAGCUUAAGCAACCGUUCAAGCGCCUCACAGACAGCCUACGACCGGAACAAUUUAACUGGAGCUUCGUGCUCGUCAACCGCGUCAACAGUUGUCACAGCAUACUUCCAUGAGCCCCUGAACCCGCCGCCGUCGCCGGUUACGGAACGUUCUCAGUACACCUCGCGAUCACGUCCAUAUUGUGAGUCCCUGUUACCGCCGUCUUCAUGCACGUCACACAGAUGUCAUCGGCCGAGAAUGCCUCCACCCCCGACGCCUGUCUCCACUGACGCGGAGUCGGUUGGGAGUCGGCAUCAAUGUCGCAGAGUUCACCGUUGUAGGCACAAACGUUACGCGGCGUCGUCCUGCACGGAGGCAGCGUAUGAUUCGGAUUUAUUCGCACCGCCUCCGACGCCAAACACGAACUAUCUUUCAGAAGCGACACAUUUUUCGGAUCAGGAGGGUCCACCUCCUUCUCCUGCUUUAACUGAAAGACACUUUUUUGCGCAUCCGUAUCCUCCUCCACCCUCUCCAGUGACUGAUGCGCCGUCAGUGAUUUUGUAACGCAGUUGUUGAGGAAAGGGUUCUGUCGCGUGUUCCCCUGUCACGCAAUCGUCAGGGUUUCAAAUGUGGUACUGGACAGAUAUCACUUCUUAGAUCAAGAAACCGGACGCUAUUCUAUCGUCUUGGGUGACCGUGGUCGUUACUAUAGACACGAUUACCAUGCGCGAUUUUAACGCAAUGAAGAAAAACUCACAUUUUCGUCAAGAUUAUCCACAUGACCCUAAUGACAUCUUAAUUUCCGUGAAAAGGAAAUAAAAUGACUUUUUCUGGUGGUUCAGAAGAAAUGUGAAAGCAGGUAUAUACUGGCGACCCAUUGUACACUGCAAUGCACAAGGCGAUUUCGGGAAAAUGGCAGUUCAUUUUCGAAUAUCUCGAGGUUUAAAGUCUGCGAAUGUUUUGUACUCCUUUGAAUUUUUGCUUUUGUCUUUGCUAAGUUCCCAUAUUUCGUUUCCAUAUUUUGUGCCAACUUGAAGUUCAGAAUUAGUAGAAAAUUUUCCUCGGAGGGUCGUCUUUCCGAGUAAGUCGGCGAUUCACGAAUAGUUCCUUGUGAAUUGAUGGUCAUUGGUGAAUCAUUCAUCUUAAUUGAAAAAUUAUAGAUGGCGGAUCAGUAAGCAUUAUUGGCGAACAUCAACAAGUUAUUUCUAGAACACUAGAGACCAUUAUUUUCAUUGGCAAGUCACCAAUGGCCUUUGGUGGACAACUAAUGGCCAAUGGUGGACCACCAAUGGCCAAUGGUUGACCAUCACUUGUCAUUGAGUCAUUUAUCGUUUUUAAGAGUGGGUACACACUACUAAGACAUUUUUCUUCGUAUGACAGGAUUGAUUUUUUUGAAAAUCUUUACCCAUGCGACAAAAUUCUGCUCCCGGAACAAGUCGUUUAAAUUCAUACUGGUAUGAACUUGUAAGGUGAUGACAUGGGUUGCAGCGACUUGGUUCGGAAGCAGUGCCCAUAAUGUGGUUUGUCGCGUAGACCCUGCCGCGCCGAUUUGGCGCCUGUUAGGUCCUGGAAAUUAAGAGUACCAUCGAUGAAUUAUCAGUUGCAAUUGGCAACUCUCCUAUCAUUAAUAAGGUCAUUUGCGCCAUUCUGCGCUAUCAAGUAGAAACAUUAACACGGCUUUUAACAGUUUCAAACGGUGUCAAAAUUAUUUAUUGUAAAUACUGUACAUAAUUUGUAAAUGGUGCUUUACAUUUAACCUAGAGUAUCUAUUGUCAGGCAGUUUUGCUGGUGACUUUUAAAUUUUCCUAGAUUAAUAUAUUUUUA